Messenger RNA from Chironomus riparius, 948 nucleotides. NCBI's taxonomy places the organism in Eukaryota, Metazoa, Arthropoda, Insecta, Diptera, Chironomidae. The record is from the annotation of a GenBank genome assembly.
AUGGGAAUCGACGAAGCCGUAUUUUUCUACGAACACUGGUCAAAUUCCGAAAUAAUAUUCCACUGUAAGCAGAGUGAUUAUGAAGCACUGAAGCAUGAAAAAGUUUUUGUCAUCACAAAUCACUCGCAUGAUAUUGACAUACUUUUAUGGAUGGUAAUAAUGAAUCAUUUCCAAAAGUUAGGAAAUGAUAUUUGCUACGCAAAAGAUUUCGUAAAGCAUAUUCCAUUUAUUGGUUGGCAUAUUUAUUUGUCUCAACACAUUAGACUCAAAUUAUGUUAUGAGGAAGAUAAGAAUACAAUAGAAACGAGAUUUCGAGAUAUAGCAGCAAAUGCAAGUGAUGUUUGGGUCGUUUUUAUGCCAGAGGGACCACGUCUCACAAAAGAACGACAUGCGGAAUCGAUAAAGUUUGCAUUAGAUAGGAAUCUUCAGCCACUGAUGCAUCAUUUGGUUCCAAAGAGUAAAGGAAUUGCUGUGUCGUAUGAAGCAUUGAGACAACAAGGAUAUAAAACUAUUGUUAAUGCACAGAUUGCAUUUGAUGCAAAAAAAUUCUCUCAACCAAAAUUUUCAAGCAUGAUGCAAUGUCGGAAGAUGCAAGCUCACGUAUAUUUCGAAAGAAUUCCAUUUGAUAGUAUCGAACCGACAUUCGAUGGAAUCUAUAAAAUGUUCAAAUCCAAAGAUGAGCUUCAUGAAAGUUUCAUCGAACGGGGAAACUUCAAUAAAAAUGGAAAUUUGAAAAAAAUUCUAAUGCAGAAUCACAAGUCGAUUCUAAUAAAUUUCAUUUGCUGGAGUGCUCUCUGGAUGGUUGUGACAAUUGUCGGUGGAUAUUCUGUGAUUGUUCAUUUAUAUUAUAAGGAUAUGCAAAAUUAUUCAAACCUUGUUACGCUGGUGAGAAUUGCUUGUGACAUUCAUGAUUAUACUUAUAUUUAUUUGAGGCCAAUAUUGUAUUGA